AUGACCCUGCGGCGGCGGCGRCGGCGGCGGCUCCGGCCGAAGGACGAUGAGGAACCGCCGGUGGCGGCUCCGGAGCGUCCCGGGCCCGCCGAGCUUUACCGGGCGCUGGCGGCGGCCGGUGGGACCCUGCCCCGAGUGCGCAAGGACGCGGGGUUCAAGUGGGCGUCCCCGAGUCAGUCCCCGGAGGAGCACAGGUAGGGACAGGGGACACGGGAGCGGGCCCCCUCCCCAUUCCAGACCUACGGGCUGCACCACCAGGACAGGAACAGCGUGGAGAUGUUCACCUUCGUGUGCCGGGUGCACGACGGGAGCCCGGCCGAGGCCGCGGGGCUCAAAGCAGGGGACACCAUCACGGGGGUGAACGGGCUGAACGUGGAAGGCAUCCGGCACCGGGAGAUCGUGGAGAUCAUCAAGAGCUCGGGGAAUGUGCUCCGGCUGGACACUCUCUAUGGGACAUCCAUCCGCAGAGCCGAGCUGGAGGCACGGCUGCAGUACCUGAAGCAAACCCUCUACGAGAAGUGGGGCGAGUUCCGCUCGCUGAUGGUGCAGGAGCAGCGGUUGGUGCGGGGCGUGGUGGCCAAGGAUCCCAGCAUCUACGACACGCUGGAGUCCAUCCGCUGGUGCCUGCAGGGUGAAACGGGGCUGGCGGGGGGCUCCUCCCGCGCCAGCGGCAGCGAUGACUCCCUGUACCAAACCUGCGUGUUCGCCUCGGCCAGCUCGCUGGACGGCGACAAGGACAAGGAUGACGACAAGGAUCAGGACAAAGAUGAGGACAGCAGGGGUCCCGCGCCACCCCCACCGCGCCCCCSCCCCACCCUGGCCCGCAGCGCCAGCCUCAAAUGCGCGGGGGGACCGGGGGCUGCGGGGAGGCUUUGGGCCCGGGCCGGGGAACCGGGGGAGGGGGCGGCCGCCCCCCGAAAGGGCCGGCACAGCAGCUUCCGCCAGCGGCUGCUCAAGUUCAUCCCGGGCUUGAACCGAGCUCUGGAGGAGGAGGAGAGUCACCUGUAGCCGGCGGUGCCCGGCCCGCCAGGACUUUUUUAUUUAUUUAUUGCGAGGGGGGCGUCGUUCCCCCGGCUCCCAUCCCGUGGAAGGAGGUUUGGGUUGGCCCCGGGGGUCCCGAUUUGACCCCUCCGGAUGCUGAGGGAUGGACACGACAGCGAGGGACAGACGUGAGGAUCGUUCCGAGGCAGCUCACG
Messenger RNA from Malurus melanocephalus (red-backed fairy wren), 1196 nucleotides. RefSeq names its product trafficking regulator and scaffold protein tamalin (gene TAMALIN). Gene Ontology annotation, biological process: signal transduction. The transcript is spliced from 7 exons. The record is from RefSeq and is a predicted model, not a curated record. Gene Ontology annotation, cellular component: plasma membrane. Gene Ontology annotation, molecular function: protein binding. Lineage: Eukaryota; Metazoa; Chordata; Aves; Passeriformes; Maluridae.